ACGCGCCUUCAGCCUCGCCCGCCGAACGCGAGUCACCUUCCUCCGCCGUUACCUUGCCAGUCGCAGGCAUGGCGGCCAUGAGCCUCCUGCUCCGAGCGGCGGCUGCUUUCGCGGCCAGGAGGACCUUUCCCGGCCCGGGUCUCUGGGGUCGCUUCUCCCUGCCUGGGCGGGCCGCCGGCCGCUCUGUGCUCGUCGGUAUGGCUUCGCUAGGGGACGGGGGGAUCUUUGGGGUGGGAUGGGGGUUUCCCGUCUGGUUGACCUUGAGGAUUGGGACAAUCGCUGAGUUUUACGGUGUGUGUGUGGGGGGAGGGGCGUUGCCACCAUAUAUGUGCAAUAAUAAUAAUUUUACAUAUAACAUCUAAUUGUAUUAUAUCUAAUUGCCGUGACUCCACUGCCUGGGAAACCUAUUGCGCAGGCAGAAGUUCAACUGGUGAAGCUUCCUCCCAACCUGCUUGGUUUGGGCCAGCCAUGCAUAUUAUAAUAAUAAAAAUAAAUAAAAAUUAUUAUUAUUUAUACCCCACCCAUCUGGCUGGGUUUCCCCAGCCACUUUGGGUGGCUUCCAGCCGGAUAUUAAAAACAAUACAGCAUCAGACAUUAAAAACUUCCCUAAAAAGGAACACUUUCAGUUGUCUUUUAAAAGUAAAAUAGUUGUUUAUUGCCUUGACAUCAGCUGGGAGGGCAUUCCACAGGGGGCACCUGCCACUCAAUCACAGUCCUUCCCCCAAGGGCUACUUUUCUCGGAGGAAGGGCGUGCUUUCAAAGGCAUGUCAAUGAUGAAAAUAAUUAGCAAAGCAAUCCUGUCUCGGCUGGGUCAGAGCUGGACAAGUCCCUUUUAUUAUUAUUAUUAUUAGUUGAAUUUAUAUAUUGCCCUAUAUCCCAGGAGUCUCAGAGCGGUUCACAGAAUAAAACCAAGAUAUAAAACCACAAAAUACAUAAUAAAAAUAAAAACAACAGCCCAAUAGCCCCCACCCUCCAAAACACCCACCCACACACACCACAGCCUCGGUUUUUUGCUUUGCAAGAAUAGCUGUGUGGGAAUGUGCAAAAACAGAGGAGAACACAACCGAAGGUCUCUUUGUCGGCUUGACUGGGUCACAGAAACCACAGCUGGCUUUGCGCUAACACGUGGAUUUGAUUUUUGCAGCUCCGGUACGCCAUGGCAGUGGAGGUGGGAAAAGAAUGUUUGUCAUCCAGGCGACGGAUUUUUACGACAGGCGAUUCCUGCUUUUGUUGGUGAGUCUACACACUUUGGGAAGGGAGGAAUUGUAGGAAACCAAAAGGUGUCACACAGGAUAUUCUGUGAUAUUCUGUGUUCUAAAUGCUACUGUAUUCAGUCUUCCUAAGCCCAAGGUUUACCUUAGAGAUGGCUUCUUGAGCUUUGUAAGCAGAGCAGAGAUACCUGUGGACCAGGGCCGGAUUUAGGUUUGAUGAGGCCCUAAGCUACUGAAGGUAAUGGGGCCCUUUAUAUGUGAUAUUUUAGGGAGCAGACUAGCAGGCAGGGCCCAUUACUUACAUCAUAGGAGCCUACACAACACAAAACACUUUUUGUAGGUUUUAUUUUAUUUGUUUUUUAUCUUAUAUUUUGGAAAUGUACAUCCAGCUUUCCCCCCCUUUAUAUCUUUUGGGGCCCCCCCAAGAGAGUGGGGCCCUAAGCUAUAGCUUGUUUAGCUUAUACGUAAAUCCGGCACUGCUGUGGACUAUAAAAGUCGCCUUUCUGUUUUGCAAGAGGAUGUACGAUGGCUUUGGGUGGUUUUUUUUUAGCUUAUUGGUAACUAAAGGAUUAGAAAGGGGGCAGUAUCAACUCCACUUUUCCUAGAGAGCCCUUGUACAGUGCAACCUGUUACCAUGGGAGAAGGGUGGCUUCAACUUUGCAGCAGUUCUGGUGACUGUUGUUUGUUUCAAGGUUGAACUUGAGCCCAGCUACAAUGCUGGGAUUCUUGUAUCAUCGGCAGAACUAUUGGGUUGGGGUCAUCAUGUUUAGGUUGGGAUCCAUGUAUGCACCAAAGAAUUGCUCCGUUCAGUGGCUUGCCUCUUUAGCAGCUGGUAUCCAUAUCAGUGAAGAGUGGGGCAGAAAUAGUUUUAAUUUUAAAACAUUGUUCCCGCAAAAACAAUAAAUGAAAUUCAGGAUUCUUAUCUCUCUUUGUGUGCUUUUUACUUCUUUGGAUCAUUGUCAUAAACAGACAAUAAGAUAUUUCAGAGUGAACGGUGUACAUUCGUUUAGAGGUCUUUUCACAUGUGUAACUUAAAAUGCCAAGUGGUAUCUGAAUAUUCAAGAGUUUUAAGUUCUGAAUAAAUGACCAUAUCUUCUAUUAUUAUUAUUAUUAUUAUUAUUACUUCUAAACCACUCUUAAUCCAAGGAUCACACAGUGGUUUUAUAUUUUACAAGAUGAAAACACCAAAAUAUAUAAUUUAGUAAGAAACAAAAACAAUGACCUCCCCCCCCCCCGAGUUUAAAAGCCCAUAGAUUGUUUAAUUAGAUAGAAGAGGAAUGUUAUUGUCUGAAAUAUUAGGCUAGAAAAUAUAUCCUAAUAGUCCAGACUGUAGUGUUUGUAUUGGGAGAGGUUCAGUAUUGGAAGUGUUCAGAAGCAGAAGGCUCUUUUAUACAUAUUUUGUGGUGAUAUAAACACACAAAGAAAUAUUGAGAGAUGGUAUAUGAGGAACUUAAGCAAAUGUUUGAAUUCAAAUUUCAGAAAAAUCCAGAAGCCUUCCUUUUAGCAAUAACAGGAGAGGAGAUACCAAAGGAAGUCAAAAAUCUAUUUUUGUAUGCAACAGCGGCCACAAGAAUAGUUUAUGCAAGGAGCUAGAAAGAAAAAAAGAUUACUCCAACAAAGGAUCAGAGUUUGCAUAAAUUAAUAGAAUUUGUAGAGUUACCAAGCAUGACGGCAAAAUAAGAAAUUGGGAUGAAAAGAAGAUAAGAAGCGUGUGGGAAUGUUUCGGAGAAUAUUUACAAAGAGAUGGCAUUUAGCUUAAUCUACAAGUAGGGGACGCAGGUGGCGCUGUGGGUUAAACCACAGAGCCUAGGACUUGCCGAUCAGAAGGUUGGCGGUUCGAAUCCCUGCGACGGGGUGAGCUCCCGUUGCUCUGUCCCAGCUCCUGCCAACCUAGCAGUUUGAAAGCACGUCAAAGUGCGAGUAGAUAAAUAGGUACCACUCCGUCGGGAAGGUCAGGGGUUCCUUUACCUUUACCUUACAAGUAGGGAUGAGUAUGUGAUCAGCAGUAGACAAGAUGAAUGCAUUGAAGGGAUGAAAUAGGGUGGAGAGAUAACAGUGAGGCAGCGAAACAAAGAGUUUGAACAAGGAAUGACAAUGAAGGAUAGGUUGGGAAGUCUGUGUAGGAACAUGGUAAGAUGACAAAUGUAUGUGAAAAAACAACAACUGAAAAAUGCAUAAAUAAAAAUUACAUAUUGAGAGGUUCUAAAAUUACUGGGGCUUGAUGAAGAUGUGAGGGUACUGUGUAUUUUUGCCACGUAAUGAUCUUGCUUCUUCUCGUUUCCUUUCACUUUCUAAACAGAGGUUCUACGUUUUGCUCACCGGAAUCCCAGUUGCUCUAAUUAUAACAUUUGUCAAUGUCUUUAUCGGUGAGUAUUUCUGCAGGUUUCAUCCUAUUUUGAAGGGCUGACAUAAGAAACUGUGAAGUAAAGGGAGCAGUUGCAUCUCUCCUAAAGAGCUGCUCUUUUUCAAUGACGUUAAAUCUGGUUUGGGUUAGUACAAGAACUGCUAGGUGUAUUUUCAAAAUCCCCUGGAAGGAAUGGUCUCAAGGAGUCCUCCUUUCUCCUGGCCUCAGUGGAUGGCGUGAACCAAUAUCUUAGUUCGCUUAAAACAAAAAAAACCUGUAGGUGUUAAAACUUUUUAAUAACUACCACUUAACCAGAAAAAUGUGUCUCUUGGCCAGUUUGUUUUCAUGCCUUAUCUGCUACCUGUAAAACUGAGAAUUUUUAACGUUGGUUAUUUGUUAUGUGGAGUACAAAGCAUGAAUUGUGUUUGUAGGGACAGGAAUUCCCCACCCUCAUUUGCAUGUUUCUCCGCAGUUUUGUGUGUGCGCUUGCUUGAAUGUACGUCUCCUUGAACUUGGUGGGACUUACUUCUGAGCAAACAUGCUAAGGACGGGACAGGAAACUUUGAAUUAGUCCUCUUUUGAAGAUAAUAUGUUGUGGCUGGCAACAGUAUUCUUUCUUGACAGUGUUUUUGGAAGUCUAUUGCAUUUGAACUGAGCUUCUUCUUUCUCACCAGGUAAAGCUGAACUGGCUGAAAUCCCUGAAGGUUAUGUCCCAGAGCACUGGGAGUACUAUCGUGUAAGUAAUAAUAAAAUAUUAUUAAUUUAUUAUUUAUACCUCACCCAUCUGUCUGAGUUUCCCCAGCCAAUCUGGGCAGCUUCCAAGAAAGAUUAAAAAUACAUUAAAACAUCAGUCAUUAAAAGCUUCCCUAAAGAGGGCUGCCUUCAGAUGUCUUCUAAAAGUCUGGUAGUUGUUGUUCUCUUUGACAUCUGGUGGGAGGGCGUUCCACAGGGCGGGUGCCACUACUGAGAAGGCCCUCUGCUUGGUUCCCUGUAACUUGGCUUCUCGCAGUGAGGGAACCGCCAGAAGGCCCUCAGCGCUGGAUCUUAGUGUCCAGGCAGAAUGAUGUACAGAGCUGAGUGCUUAUUGCAAUCUCGGCUUGGGAAGGAGUUUUCUGGGCUGCAUCCAGACUUGCCCGUCCGCAGACGAAAUGACUCCUUUUGUUCAUGGAAGGGAGUUGGAUCCAGUGGAAGCUUCCACCAGAGGAAGGAGGAUGGUGGCAAUUUCUGCCAGUUUUCUUUUGCCCCUUAAUCCCACCACCGAUGCUGAUCCAAACCUCCAGAGCAGAUAUUUGGAGGGUGGGAAAUAGGGGGCUGUGAAUUCUGGAAGCGUGAAUUGCUGAGCAGCUCCUCUCCUUAUCCCUCUAGCACAGGGUUGGUGGAACUGGAUUGAGUCGGGCGAGAUCCUGACAUUCCCCAACCCCUGCAGGUCCCGUUAACAGCUGGAUUCAAGUUCUAGCAACUAGAGAUGUUAGGAUUUGAUCCAGGAACAUCAUGCAUGCUAGGUACAUGGUCUUUCAGUGAAUUCUUUCCUUUCUGAUUCCUCCAUCUGCCCAUCUUGUUAGAUUCCUGUAUCUCGCUCCAUUGCUUGCUCAGCCCCUUUCCUUCAGCAAUUGGUUCUCUGGGUUUCUGACCCCUUAGAUUCCUACCUUUUAGGCUCUCCUGCCAAUCAGCUUUCCACCCUUAGCCUGCCUCACAACAGCUCCUCUUUCCUUGGGGUGUGUACGAAAUUUUAAUCCCAGUCAAACUGGGAAUUUUACUUCCGUUUGCUUCUCACAGGACGUUUCGUUAAUGACAGCUUUGCCCCCCCACCCGAGUAGCUUGAAGAUUCCAUGACAUCACACCAGACAAGCCAAUCCGUGUCUGAGGCUUCUCUGCUGUAUAUGCACGCAGGUGCUCAUGAUUCCUUAGUGAUGCCUUGCUUUGCUUUUCUCCAGCAUCCGAUAACAAGGUGGAUUGCUCGCAAUAUGCUCGACCCUCCUGAAAAGGACUAUGAAAAGGGGUUGGCGUACCUUUAUGCUGAAUCUGAGAAACUUGAAUUAAGGUAGGGAAAAUCAACAGGUAAUUUGGUGGUUUCCCAAACUUAGGGACAUUAGGAAGCUGACUUAUUGUAUACGGAGUCGGGCCUUUGGCAGUAUGGUCUGCACCAGGUGUGGGGAACCUGUGGCCCUCCAGUUGUUACUGAACUCUGACUCCCAUCAGCGCCAGUCAGACUGGCCAGUAGUCAGGAAUGAUGGGAGUCCUAGUCCAAGCACACUUGGGUGCCCAUGGGUUUGCUAAUAAUAAUAAUAAUAAUAAUAAUAAUAAUAAUAAUAAUAAUAAUUUAUUUAUACCCCGCCCAUCUGGCUGGGCUUCCACAGCUACUCUGGGCGGCUUCCAAUAAAAUAUUAAAAUACUGUAAUACAUCAAACAUUAAAAGCUUCUCUAAACAGGGUUGCCUUCAGAUGUCUUCUAAAAGUCUGGUAGUUGUUGUUCUCUUUGACAUCUGGUGGGAGGGCGUUCCACAGGGCGGGCGCCACUACCGAGAAGGCCCUCUGCCUGGUUCCCUGUAACUUGGCUUCUCGCAGUGAGGGAACCACCAGAAGGCCCUCGGUGCUGGACCUCAGUGUCCGGGUAGAACGAUGGGGGUGGAGACACUCCUUCAGAUAUACUGGACCAAGGCCGUUUAGGGCUUUAAAGGUCAGCACCAGCACUUUGAAUUGUGCUUGGAAACGUACUGGGAGCCAAUGUAGGUCUUUCAAUGUAGGUGUUAUAUGGUCUCGGUGGCCGCUCCCAGUCACCAGUCUAGCUGCUGCGUUCUGGAUUAGUUGUAGUUUCCGGGUCACCUUCAAAGGUAGCCCCACGUAGAGCGCAUUGCAGUCGUCCAAGCGGGAGAUAACCAGAGCAUGCACCACUCUGGCGAGGCAGUCCACAGGCAGAUAGGGUCUCAGCCAACGUACCAGAUGGAGCUGGUAAACAGCUGCCCUGGACACAGAUUUGACCUGUGCCUCCAUGGACAGCUGCGAGUCCAAAAUGACUCCCAGGCUGCACACCUGGUCCUUCAGGGGCACAGUUACCCCAUUCAGGACCAGGGAAUCCCUCACACCUGCCCGCCUCCUGUCCCCCAAAAACAGUACUUCUGUCUUGUCAGGAUUCAACCUCAAUCUGUUAGCCGCCAUCCAUCCUCCAACCGCCUCCAGACACUCACACAGGACCUUCACUGCCUUCACUGGUUCUGAUUUGAAAGAGAGGGAGAGCUGGGUAUCAUCAUACGUGGCCUAGCAGAGGCUCUUCAGGGUUUCAGACACUGAACAUUCCCAGCCCAACCUUGAGAUGCCAGAGAUCGACCGUGGAACCUUCAGGGCAGAUGUGGUACCACUAAGCUACAGCUCUUCCUAAAGUUGUGUUGAACUGUUGCUGAACUAUCAUUUCAGGCAUGAGCCAAAGUCAAGCAGGGGGUUGAAAGUCAGACUUCCUGCAGUUAAUUGGAAAUGUUUUCGCUGCUCAUCGUUCUGUGGUCCACUUUGUGUUUUGUUGCUGGAGAUGCUGAGCCAUGAUGUUUCCUAGAUAAUAUCGCUGGGCAACGUCUGCCAACACCCUUGGGAGGGAAAUCCAUCUAAUCCAGUCCCCCCCCCAUGCUGUGAAAUGACAUCCAAGCAGGGCAAGGGAGGGACUUUUCCCUCCUGGGAGCCAGAGGCAAAAAGUGGUCACGGUCAGAGGCAAAAGGGAAUGAACAGUUGCGACUCUCUCCUUUGAGUUGCGGGCCUCAGCUGAUCUCUGUGUAGUGAAUAGCAUUGCUUAUGGGCCUGUCCCUGGCGAAUAAACAAUUGUCCCUCCUGUUGCUAGGACUGGUUCAGCUCCUGUUGCCAAAUUCUUCCCCACAAACUUGCAGGCAAGCACACAGCCACACGGAGAAAGGCUAGCCUGAAUGCGCAGGGAACCGGUGGCCAUUUCCACAAGCCUGGAGGUGAAAGGUUUCCAGGAGCCAUAAUUGUGGCUACAAGUUUCAAGCUCCCCCAAAUGUUCAUUCUUGUGCAUGGUAGUUUUUCUCCACCUGCUCCCUUGUAUGGGCUCAUGCGGAGGAAUUUGGCACUGUGAGCUGGCCUUAAUUGACCUAAUUGACCAACUUAAGUAUCCAGGCACAUGGGUAUUAAAUAGCAUAUGGGUUGCAGCCUCCGCCUGCCAAAUUCUGCACUGAGGCAGAUCCAUCUGCUCCGCUGCUUUAAAAUUCUGGCCUGACUGGUUGUAUUUGGCUUGAACAAUCGAUAACGUUGGCACGGCUCAUCAGUCACUUUUGAACACGGUUAAAAUAGACUCGGUUUAAUGGGAACAAGCAAAAUGCUACCGCAAUCACAGGUGAAAUCUGAAAUCACAGGGGCUUCCCUGCUUCUGCCAGGAAACAGGCCAUGAUCCGGCUUGUUGUGUAGUCCGAACUUGGGCUCAUGGUUUCCUUCCAAACAAACCACGAGUGGCAACAAAGGCUUGCUUUUGGCUUACUGCUCAUGGUUUGUUUUGGGGGGGAAACAAACCAUAACCUUGUGUUCAUAUGACUUAAGAAUCAAUCAGUUUCUGUAAACCGCUUAGAGGUCUUUCUACAAUCAAGCGAUAUAGACAUUAUGUUAAAUAAUAAUAAUAAUAAAAAAAAUACAGAUUGUGGCUUGUUUCCUGGCAUGGGGGCAGGAAAGGGUGAAAAAUGUGUCCACGAUUCCAGCAGUCUUCACUAGUCCAUUGUGCAUUCACAUUAAACCACAGCUUAUUCUAAGUAUGGUAUAACAUAACGUGCGAGCCAGCUCCAUUGUACGAUUGAUCAUAUUAAUUUCCUGAUUCUCCUUCCUCAUCCCGCUAUUUUCCUUUUAUAGGAGGCAGGAGAAGACAGCACGCAAGCUAAUGCAACAGCGGGGGGAUGGACCCUGGCAUUUCUAUGAAACCACCCCCGCAAGUCUUAUUGAUUAUUCUAACAAAGCAACACCUGACAACUAAGCUGGUUAUCCACCUGGCUCAGAGGUGUGCACCCAUAAAAGAGUAGCGGAAUUAUGUAAUGUAUAUAUAUAUAUCUGACUUCGUAACUCAAAUAAAAAAAAAAAAGAUUGUUUCAAUUACUUGCUGUGUUGAAGGCUUCCACAAGGACUUUCAGAUUCUACAGAGAAAGUGCAAGUUGCUUUUGCCAUU
Molecule: messenger RNA, 8700 nt
Organism: Podarcis lilfordi (Lilford's wall lizard)
Lineage: Eukaryota; Metazoa; Chordata; Lepidosauria; Squamata; Lacertidae
Source: the annotation of a GenBank genome assembly